Messenger RNA from Drosophila gunungcola (fruit fly), 2231 nucleotides. RefSeq names its product unconventional prefoldin RPB5 interactor-like protein (gene uri). Gene Ontology annotation, biological process: negative regulation of phosphatase activity; negative regulation of transcription by RNA polymerase II. Lineage: Eukaryota; Metazoa; Arthropoda; Insecta; Diptera; Drosophilidae. The record is from RefSeq and is a predicted model, not a curated record. Gene Ontology annotation, molecular function: chromatin binding; transcription corepressor activity; phosphatase inhibitor activity.
AUGGACCGGCGCGAGGAUGUUUUGCGACAGGCCCUCGAUAAGAACGCCAGCGAAACGGAGCGCUGGCAGGCGUUCAAAAGCGAUAACGAGACCACCAUCCGGAACCUGGACCUGUUCGCCCGGAAUCUCAGCGUGGAGGUUAUGGUGCCCAUCGGUGGGAAGGCCCUGAUGCCCGGCGAGCUGAUCCACACCAACGAGCUGCUGGUGGCUCACUACGAGGGCUACUUCUCCGCCUGCUCCGCCCACAAGGCCAAGGAGAUCUGUCGCCACCGCCUGAAACUGGCCGAGGAGCAGUUGAAAAAGCUGGAAACCGAAUCCGAUCUCUGGACGAACAAACUUAACACUCCGCGAAUGGAGGGUGCCAUGCCCAAUGAGGAUCAGGUGGAAAUCGUGGAAGAUUUUAACGAGGAGUCGCACAACAAGUGGAUGACGGAGCACAGGGAGCGGGUGCGUCAGCAAAAGCAACAGGAGCGGGUCAAGCGGCAGGCGGAACCUUCAGCAAGCGAUGAUGAAGUGCUGAGAAAGCUGGAGGAGCGCGAAAUGAUGGAGGAACUAGGUCUAGAUCCCGACGAUGUCAACGAAGAGCAGCUGCAAGAGCUGCUCAAUGAGGAGCCAUUAAAUACCGAACCCCCUGCCAAAUCCCUAAGCCAAGAGCAGGAGUCGGAGCUCUGGCAGAAGCUGGAAGCUGAGGAGCAGCAAGAAGCUGCAGAUCUCAGCCCGGAAGCAGAAGAAAGCCUGAAAAACACGGACAUUUUAGUCCGACAGCUAAUGUCUGGGUAUCAAGAUACUCCCACUGCCAAAAAGCGGGUAGGAGGCAUCAAAAAGGCUGUGGAAAUCGAAGAAGUCAUAUCACUUGAUGAAAAUGAAGACGAUGGGGACCAAGAGGAGGAGGUGCAAACCAUACGAGAACAGAUGUCUCUCCUGCCCAACGAAGAACGCGAGCCCUUCCUCAGAGCUCAACUGCAGGUGCUCAAGGCCAAAAUGCGAAAGAUACAAAAGGUGAACUUCAUAAGCGACGAGCUGAUUCACCUGAUGAACGUGGUGGUCAUGCUGGAGGACGAUCUGCAGGACAUGAUUUUCGAGCAGGAGAUGGAGGCCAGCAACGAUGGGGAUGACGAGGAGAAAAACACCGAAGAGGAACCCAUUGAAGAGCCUGAAGUUGUACCUGAAGCCAGCACAAACAAACGUCGCAUUUCCUUUGCUCUUGCCGAUGAAAAGCUAGAGUUUAGACGGGAAGAAACUGUGGCCGAAAUGCUGCCCAAUGCGAAAAAGAAGAACUCCAGGGAUAUUAUAAAACUGGACGAUAGUAUCACACCUACAAAUGAUAUUCACAAUCGAAUUCAGGAAGCAAAACACUUUAGUUUUAAGCAUUCGGAUGCUGUGCCUUCUUCCAAAAGUGAUCAAGCUGAUGCCAUACCAGCAGCCAAUAAAAAAGAGCCUAAAACAAACUCGGAUAUUCUGCAGAAGGUUGAAAGAAACAUUGAGUUUGUCAAGGAGAAUCAGAGUGUCCAGGACUUUGACUUGCUCAAUCGAAUUCUGGAAGAGUCCACGGGACGUAUCAACACUCUACACAUUAGUUUCAAACAUUCCGAUGCAGUGCCUUCUCCCAAAAAAGAUCAAGAUGAUGAUGCUAUGCCCGGAAACCCAGCGGAUUUCUAUGAGAAAUAUGAGAAGGAUGUGGCAAAGCUGAAUCAGUCGUUUCCCAUAUACGUUAAUGGCUUCGAAGGCGAGGAGCAGGUUAAAGUGCCCAUCAUGAGCGAAGCUGCGCGUGGAUCAGCCUAUGAAGAUCCCAGAAGUCAGUUUUCCAAGCCAUGUGGUUCUGAGGGAGAAGCAGCCACAAAGUCAAUACUCCGGAACAAGGAGGCUGUGGCAUUGGAACCGCACGUCGUCAGCCAGCAGCCCAAGAAGGGUAAAAAGGGACGGAAGCAGAGGAAGAAAGAGCGCACACUGGAGGACGAGCUGCGCGACAUGAGUGCCUACCAGAAGGUGAUGCACGAUCUCGUGGAGAAGGAGGAGCCCACGGCACCGGAGCCGCUGCCACAGGGCAAGUUCAUCGAUUCGCAUGCGCCCAAAAAGCGGGUCAGCCGCUUCAAGGAGCAGCGCGCACUCAACAAAACGUAGCGAAGAGUAAAACUUCAGCUGGGAAUUACUCGUAUAUUUGUUCAAGUUUAAUGUGAAUUUGUAUUACAAACACAACGCAAACAAUAAACAACUACUGGUGUGGUGUACAA